Molecule: messenger RNA, 720 nt
Organism: Orbilia oligospora ATCC 24927
Lineage: Eukaryota; Fungi; Ascomycota; Orbiliomycetes; Orbiliales; Orbiliaceae
Exons: 3
Coding region: 1-720 (239 amino acids)
Source: RefSeq, a predicted model, not a curated record
AUGUCGUUUCUAUGCUCUGACUGCGCUCUUAUGACUGGAGGCGUACCUUGCCCCAGGUGUUUCUCGAUUCACACCCCCUUUCACGUUCAGGGUGAACAAAAUGUUCCAGGCCAAAAUGUUACUGAUAGUCGACAAGGCCAGCCCCUCGAAACUCCCUACAAGAGUUUCGUUCCCGAGGAUAUUGGCGGUUUCUAUAACGGCCAAUUCUCUAAGAAUUCGGUCACAAAUCCCGCGAAAGGAAUGAUGGCUCCGUCCCUACUUGAAAAUAAUCAGAACCAAGGCCCCAAUAGAGAGCUCGCAGUUCAAUCUCUCUCGAAGGUUCCUAUCGACGCCGAACACAAAACUUCUCGCAAGCCGUAUAACUACACGAGCACCACCAAAGGGUUCAUGAAACGAGCUCCAGUAAUUUCGCCAGUGAAAUACACCCACUAUGAACGCUACUGUCGCCCAAUUAUGCCCAAAGUCAAACGCCUGACCGUUGGACUUUUUACGGCUAGCUGCAAUUUCCCGAAUUGCAGUGCCAAAUUUAGUAGUCCGCGUGAACCUUUAGCGACGAGUGCACUGCGAAAGCACCAGAGGCAACAACAUCAUACAUGGGCCAAAGAGGUCACAAGAAGAGACGCGGUCACUUUGGCCUGGAAAGAAACGACGAACUCGGGCAAAUUUUUGUCUGGAAAAGAACCAGUUGAGCCGAAGGAGGUUUCGGAAACCUCUAAGUGA